Messenger RNA from Linum trigynum, 591 nucleotides. The record is from the annotation of a GenBank genome assembly. Lineage: Eukaryota; Viridiplantae; Streptophyta; Magnoliopsida; Malpighiales; Linaceae.
AUGGGGAAAAUGUGUUCAUCAGACCCACUAGUGGUAGGGAGAGUGAUAGGAGAUGUGGUCGAUAGCUUCAACCCAAGUGUGAAGAUGGCUGUCUCUUACAGCUCCACAAAGCAGCAGCAGCAGCAGCAGGUCUUCAAUGGCCAUGAGCUCUUCCCUUCUGCUGUCACUCACAAGCCCAAGGUCGAGGUCCAUGGUGGUGACCUCAGGUCCUUCUUCACCCUGGUGAUGACAGACCCAGAUGUCCCUGGGCCAAGCGAUCCUUACCUGAGAGAGCACUUGCACUGGGUGGUGACUGAUAUCCCAGGCACAACAGAUGCAACAUUUGGAAGGGAAGUGGUGAGCUACGAGAUGCCGAGGCCAAGCAUAGGGAUCCACAGGUACGUGUUCCUGCUGUUCAAGCAGAAGAGAAGAAGAGGCCAAAACCCACCACCACUGCUUCUGAAUCCUUCUUCUUCUUCUUCUUCACCAUCAACAACAAUAUUAAGGGACAACUUUGAUAGCAGGAAGUUUGCAGUGGACAACCAACUCGGCCUCCCGGUGGCUGCCCUUUACUUCAAUGCCCAGAGGGAAACUGCUGCCAGGAGGCGCUAG